Molecule: messenger RNA, 870 nt
Organism: Chanos chanos (milkfish)
Lineage: Eukaryota; Metazoa; Chordata; Actinopteri; Gonorynchiformes; Chanidae
Product: MARVEL domain-containing protein 3
Exons: 3
Coding region: 1-870 (289 amino acids)
Biological process (GO): myelination
Cellular component (GO): membrane
Molecular function (GO): structural constituent of myelin sheath
Source: RefSeq, a predicted model, not a curated record
AUGAGUCAGCCGCCCAGAAGUAACCGGGGGCAGAGGGAGCGAAACGGGGGUGGCAACAGGGAAAACCGCCACAACGAUAGACCACCGCCCAGCGACAGGUCGAGCCGACCCCCAUAUUACCCGGACGAGCGCUCACAACCGCGCCCAGCUCGGAGCGCCCCCCGAAAACAAAAAACGGAGUCGAAAUGCACACACAUCUGCUCUAGGAGAGGUAUAGUGCUGAUAUGUGCAGUCCUGACCAACGUUUUGGUUCUGAUCUGCAUUGUGUCCGCGUACAUCACCAUGUCGGGAAUGUCCAGGAUGAGCAGUUUCGCGGGAGGGAGUUUCAUUGGCGCCAACAUUCCCUUCGAGGGCACGGAGCUGCAGCAGGUCCGUGACCUCGACAUGCAGUACGGGCAGAUGAGAGCUCCGGGGGUCUACGGGGGCGUGGCCUUCAGCCUCGUCAUGGGCGUCGUCUCACUCCUGUUCGUCGUGUCAGGGAACAAGCCUGCUCACCGGCUGCCGCGCAAACUCCUGGUCUGUCAGUUCAUCUUCCAGCUGGUGGGGGGUGUGGCCUACGUGGUUGCCGUGGGUUUGUACCUGCACUUUGUGAUCAAAGUCAACUCGACAGAAGUGUGUCAGAUGCGCGAGAGACUGUACGCGCGGAACGGCCAGUCGUGGAUGAAUUGUGACGUGAGCGGGGCGGACGCCGCCGUCGCGUUGUUCGGACUCUUAACGGCCAUUCUCUAUGCGGCGGGGACCAUUCUCACCUUCCAAACGAUUCGCUACGUUCAGCAGUACCACAAGGACCGUAAACACUACGAAGCAGAGCGCCAGUCACGUCCCAGAGCCACCCAGAAUGCACCUCUCCAGCCAGAUGCCUACGUUUAG